CUACCCAGCUGCUGCUACUGGUGGCGCCCCAGGGUUUAGUAACUCACCCCUGGAGCCAGGAGCGCGUCGGGCUCGGAGCUGCCGCGGCGUGUGGAGGGAGCUGCGUGCGGGAAACGUGCUGCAGGGACUUUGAGGCCGGUGUGAGGCGGGAGAUGGAGCCCGACAACGCGCAAACCACAAAUCAGACACAAACAGAAUCUUUGUCUCCAUCCCCCAACACUGUGUCACCUGUGCCUUUAAAUAACCCAACGAGUGCCCCAAGAUUUGGAACAGUUAUUCCUAAUCGCAUCUUUGUAGGAGGAAUCGAUUUUAAGACUAACGAAAAUGACCUAAGGAAGUUUUUUGCCCAGUAUGGGUGUGUGAAAGAAGUGAAGAUAGUAAAUGACAGAGCUGGAGUAUCAAAGGGGUAUGGUUUCAUCACUUUUGAAACUCAAGAAGAUGCACAAAAAAUUUUGCAAGAGGCUGAAAAACUUAAUUAUAAGGAUAAGAAACUGAAUAUUGGUCCAGCAAUAAGAAAACAACAAGUAGGGAUUUCUCGAUCUAGCAUAAUGCCAGCAGCUGGAACAAUGUACUUGACCACUUCAACUGGAUAUCCUUAUACUUAUCACAAUGGAGUAGCUUAUUUUCAUACUCCUGAAGUUGCAUCUGUUCCACAGCCAUGGCCUUCACGGUCCAUUUCCAGUUCCCCUGUAAUGGUAGCUCAACCUGUUUAUCAUCAACCUACAUAUCCUUACCAGGCACCUGCACAGUGUCUUUCAGGUCAGUGGCAAUGGAGUGUUCCACAGUCUCCUGCCUCUUCAACCUCAUUCUUUUAUCUUCACCCUUCUGAAGUUAUCUAUCAGCCACUAGAAAUUGCACAGGACAGUGGAUGUGUACCUCCUCCUUUCUCUCUAAUGGAAGCUGCAGUUCCAGAGCCAUAUUCUGAUCAUGGAGUUCAAGCAGCAUAUCAUCAAGUUUAUGCCCAGAGUGCCAUAGCUAUGCAAGCACCUGUGAUGCAGCAUGAGCCAGUUAAAGAACCAAGGUUACAUUCUGUGAGAAGAAAUUUUUCACAUCCUUCAUCUGUGAGUUUGAAACCUCGAUAUACACGAAGCCCUCACUUUCAUCCUAGAAAAGACUACAGAAUGGAAGAUACAAUUCUCACUCCACCUUCCUCUACAGACUCUGUUAAAUAG
Molecule: messenger RNA, 1172 nt
Organism: Malaclemys terrapin pileata
Lineage: Eukaryota; Metazoa; Chordata; Testudines; Emydidae
Gene: BOLL
Product: boule homolog, RNA binding protein
Exons: 12
Coding region: 153-1172 (339 amino acids)
Molecular function (GO): protein binding; RNA binding
Source: RefSeq, a predicted model, not a curated record